Messenger RNA from Petromyzon marinus (sea lamprey), 2084 nucleotides. It is a transcript of the gene CCNH, whose product is annotated as cyclin H. Gene Ontology annotation, cellular component: transcription factor TFIIK complex. Gene Ontology annotation, biological process: regulation of transcription by RNA polymerase II; DNA-templated transcription. Gene Ontology annotation, molecular function: cyclin-dependent protein serine/threonine kinase regulator activity. The record is from RefSeq and is a predicted model, not a curated record. NCBI's taxonomy places the organism in Eukaryota, Metazoa, Chordata, Hyperoartia, Petromyzontiformes, Petromyzontidae.
CCGCGCGUUUCCCCCGGACGACUUCAGGGGUUGCACCCACGUUGUUGCCGUAGUAAAUGUAGGAAUAAGGCCGUCCUGGCAAUCGUAACUUAUUUCUUUCUUAUCGUCGUCCAAAUUAAAGACGAAGACGCCCAGCGUUUGGAACUCAACAUAACGCUCGCCCCUUUUUGCGGCAGCGAGCAGGCGGUCGCGAUGUACCACAGCAGCACCCAGAAGACGCACUGGACCUUUAGGACGGAGGAGGAGAUUGCGGCGUUAAGGCGGGAGGCCAACGAGAAGUUCAAGACGAAGCUCAGGAAGAAUGCUAAGGGCCCCGUCAACGACUCUUUGCUUCUCUCCCCGUCGGAGGAGCUCGCCCUGUGUCGUCACUACGAGCGCUGCCUCCAAGAUCUGUGCACCAAGUUCAAGCCGCCCAUGCCCCGCUCCACACAGGCUAUCGCCUGCUGCUACUUUAAGAGGUUUUAUCUCAACAACUCGGUGAUGGAAUAUCAUCCACGCAACAUCCUGCUGACGGCCGCCUUCCUGGCGUGCAAGGCGGACGAGUUCAACGUGUCGAGCGCGCAGUUUGUGGGCAACCUGCAGCAGGAGGCGGAGAGCGGGCGCGAGCAGGCGCUGCAGCUGGUGCUGGCUCACGAGCUGCUGCUCACGCAGGAGCUGCGCUUCCACCUCACGGUUCACACGCCCUACCGCCCGCUGGAGGGCUUCCUCAUUCACAUCAAGACGAACUUUGCUGAAGUCGCGCAGGCCGAGGCUCUGCGUAAAGGGGCCGAGGAGUUCCUGCAGCGAGCGCUGUCGACGGACGCGUGCCUCCUCGCGAGCCCCGCGCAGAUCGCCCUCGCGGCCCUCCUCACCGGAGCAUCGCACACCUCCGUCUCCAUCGAGCGAUACAUAAAGGAGUGUCUGUGCGGUGACGAGUUCAAGGAAGACAUGACCUGUCUGAUGGACACCGUGCAGAACCUCCGGAAGAUGGUGAAGUGUGUGGAGCUGCCAAAAGCGGAGAUGGUGGUGACCAUCAAGCAGCAUCUGGAGCAGUGUGCCGCUCACUGCCAGGCCCUGGGUUCACCUUGUGGCCUGAAUAAGCGCAAGACCGCUCAAGAUGACCACUCGGACGGAAACAUGCAGAAAAAGGCCAAACUGCAAAAGGACGACAUCUCGAGCGAGGAGGAAUUUGACCUGCAGUGACGCUCGGGUGAUUGAGUGUCCCAUUCGGUUCCCUCUCAACACGCGACUCUCUUCUCAAACAAGCCGGGAAAGAUAAUCGCGACUCUCCGUUGUGUUUUUUUUGUAUUUUGUACCGCGUGCUCGGUUUGACGUCCCGACGUUUUCACCCCACGCGCUUCUCCAGGGAUGAAUUUUGCUUCGGCUCCAGAAUAAGCCCCACGGCUCCGUGGUAACGAAACGUCGUCGGGCACCGUGUGCCGAACCGCACGCGGUACAACUCAAAAACGCAACAACCGAGAGCCACGCGGAGGCGCAGCCGCGAAAAACCCCGCGCAGUGGAGAAACGUUGGGUGGUAUUCAUCGGCUGCAACGGGGGAACGUGUCCCGUCUAAGCUCCCAGCGUAAACGCUUUCCUUGGCUAGGAUCACGGGCUGCGGUGAGCACGUUUUGAAUGCUCGUUUCUCAGCCUGCCAUUUUGUACGUUUGUAUUAUAAAUUAAUGUCGUUACUCGAUUUCAGGGUUGGGAAACCGUUCCCCCCUUGGGAAGGGCAUUUCAAAUACCUUUCGACAAAAGUUACGUGGUUACUUUUCCUUUAGCUCGGUAAACCGUUUUCAAUCAAAUGCAUCAAAACGAGUCUUUCAGAGAUGAGCGUGAUUAGCAACAUGUCUUAACGAGUUGUACCUGGUUUUAUUGCGGAUACAUUUUGUUAAUAUUAACAGCUGCAAUGGAAACGGAAACCAGAGCCAGUGUUUGAACUUGUACUUUUUUUGAGUUUGGUGGCUUGCUAUCAUUGGAAAGUAGAAUCGUAGAAAAUGCAAGGACGAAAUUAGAAUUCGGCACUGCCAUCUGCUGCUCACAAUGUCGCCGUGCAUAUUUUUAAACGAAUGACUGUCAAGUUGAAAUUAAACAAUUUCAAUAACAA